UGUCGGUUUGAUAACCAUGUAAAUCUCAAUUGGACAAGGUGACUUUUAUCAAUAUAUUCGGCUCUAUUUACUCUCAGAUUCAAAAAUGCUAAUUAGCAUUAAAGUAGGGGUACUAAGCUAACAUGGAAUUGUUUUCAGAUGGUCAUACCAUGGAUCAUUUAGCUAUUUGAUUUAGAAUUUUAGGACCCCUUUAGGUAUCAUUUUUUUAAUAAACAUAUUGUUUGUAGAAUGAGCAGAGAUGCUCCUCUGGGUGUAAACUCUAUGGAUUUGAAAAAUAGAGGUGCUCAGUAGAAUGGACCCCCCUUUUACUGCGACACAACAUACAGAAGGAAAUUGUGUAUGGUGCAAUAUGUAUGUCCAAUUUUUAAAACAUACUGAACAUCGUGCAAUACGAAUGGGCUAAUUAACAAAGGGAUUUAAAAGUGUUUUCUAAAGUUGAUUAUUAUAAUUAUAUUAACAGUAGAUAAAUAAUGUUUUGUCAUUUGUAUUACUGCUGUUACCAUGAUAACUAUCUAGUAAUCCUUACUUUUAAUGCUGUUAACAAUAAUGUCAAUGCUAUAAUAUUAUUUGUAAAGGCGAUUAACUGUUUUCCUUUUCCCAUAUUGUUAAACAAAAUUAAUUUGCAAAAUACAUUUGCUCACAAAAAUGUUAUGAAUUGUCGACCAUUGUAUAAUUUUUUACCAUCUUCAUUACGAGACUUUUAUUUUGAAGUGAAAUCGCUGUGGUCACGACCUUAUUCCUUCUACGUCUGGCUUAUUCUUGCUGGUAGAAUGUAGGUGGGAGACACCGGUAGACACGUGUGUUUGGGUUUUUCCGCAGGACAAUAGGGUCACUUUUGGUAUUCAAAUUACAGGGAUAAUCCACAAUAAAUAUUUGACAAAAACGUAUAUUACACUAGAUUCUAUUACCAAACUCUGUGCUCUUACUUUGGCUGUAGUUGAUUCACCCAGACAGACUGUGAUUUUAUGUCGAUGACAGCAAAGUUUUAGUUGGGAAAUAUUUGGCCUUGAGGAAAGAUUCCGCUCUUCCCUUUUUAACGGAACCUGCUCUUGCUACAAUAAAGGGAUGCUCCUAUACAACAGGCGCAUGCUUGAUAACAUUAUAAUAGGUCCUCAAAGUUGCUGAAGUUUUCAUCUGAUGAGAGAUUGUGGAGGUAUGACACUGGGCACAAGAACUGGUGGGUUGUUGAUCUGCAGUGACCUCUCAACUAUGGUUGCCUAUUCGGUCAUAUUUGACCAAUCAAUUAAUUAAUUAUGCGUCAUGGGGAUAUCAGUUUACUGUUUGCCUGUUUUAACUGUUACCAUGGCAGAACUUCAUUUAUUAUUAACCAUUUUGGUGUCUAGGUUUCUUACUCAGACCAUUUUGGACUUAGAUUUUACAUGUCAAUGAAAAUUAACAAUAGCAGAAGGGUAUGGCUUAAUCUUACAAGAAUGCAUCUUACUUCACUGAAAGAGAGAUGUUAAACAUGUAAAACACCCUCUUGCGUUCCAAUGGAGGGCACAACCUCAAGACAAGACAAAGAAAAGGCUCAGAGAACUGUAAGGUUUCGGGUGGCAUCUGCAAAUAGUGGUCGCAUUUUAACUGAGGUUUUCAAGGAUGACACAUUGACACUGUGUGGCUCAGUGACAGACUCAGUUGACUCGGACUGCACCAGCAACUCGGAGAGCGAGCAGGUGAGCUCCCCACCAACCAGUGAGGCAAAUGGGCAUCUGUGUGGGCUGGUGGGCACAGCGCCGGAUGAUUGCGGGAGUGAUCCGGAUGACCUGCUUAUGUACGCUAGCACCAAAAAGGAGCUGCUCUUUAGCAACAAGCGCAUUAAUAUCUGCAGCAAGAAUGGGACUGUACGUGGUGUGAAGAACAAAGUCAGUGCAGGUCAAGCGCUGUUCAACAACCUUUCCAACCUCUCCAACGUGUAUACAGGUAACCUGCGUGGCAGCCGACGUCAUCUGAAAAAAAUACCAUGGGAAAAAGAUGAUGGGAACUGAGACUGGGUCUACUGACUCUGCUGGCUAUUAUAACACACAACCUUUGGUCUUCAAGAUUUGUGUUUAUGUAUUUACUUCAGGGACAGUCACACUAGGCCCAGUGUCUCAAUUACUCCCGCUGGUCCCUUAUGGUUUAUGACCUGAAUGGUUGAGAUAAUAGGGAAUAAUCAAGCAAUCCUAAAUCCAUCCAAUACAGUAGAGAUCCAAACCCUAUAGUUAAGAACAGACUAAUCCUGUAAAUACACCAUUAUUCUAGAGGCUGUGUAAAUCAGCUAUGCCAAACCCUGUAUUGGACAUGUGCUAUUGAAUGGAUCAAUUCAAAAUAAAAAUCUUAAUGUCCUACAAAUCUGUUUUUGAUCAGUAAAAAAAACCCACUUUCACUCAAAGUUACAGUCCUAUGACUGUAAGACAACGUACUUCACCAAGGAAAAGUUAUCAGAAUGGAGCAUAAUAUUUCUUUGCUGAUGUGUAUAAAUACUUUCUAAGGUUAAAUGUUUUUGUAAGUGGGCUGCUUUGUGAGUGUAAAUUAGAUGAAAUCAUUUAAGACUGUAUUCUUGGAAGAACAAUGCAUUCGUUAUAUAGUAAAACCAUGCUUAACUAUGCUUUUGCGCUAUUGUAUUUUGAAAACUAAGAACCAUGUAGGUUUGUAAGUUUAUACACGGGUAAUAAUUCUAGCUUUUUCUUUCAUUUUCCAGAUGAAAUAUAUAUAUUUUUUACCUUUAUUUAACUAGGCAAGUCCAUUUAGAACAAAUUCUUAUUUUCAAUGACGGCCUAGGAACAGUGGGUUAAGUGCCAUGUUCAGGGGAAGAACGACAGAUUUUUACCUUGUCAGCUUGGGGAUUCGAUCUUGGAACCUUUUGGUUACUAGUCCAACGCUCUACCCACCUGCCGCCCCAAAUAUGUUAUACUCAAUGUAUGUUUUUUCAUAUCCUGAAUGUAUGCUUUUUAAGACACAAGAUACAGUGAAUUAUACUGUUAAAAUCAAUCUUAAAUAAAGUUUUAUAGCUUUUCA
Messenger RNA from Oncorhynchus kisutch (coho salmon), 2997 nucleotides. It is a transcript of the gene grxcr1b, whose product is annotated as glutaredoxin and cysteine rich domain containing 1 b. Bases 1491 to 1985 code for a protein of 164 amino acids. Lineage: Eukaryota; Metazoa; Chordata; Actinopteri; Salmoniformes; Salmonidae. The transcript is spliced from 2 exons. The record is from RefSeq and is a predicted model, not a curated record. Gene Ontology annotation, biological process: sensory perception of sound.